AGUGCACACAUAUAAAUAUCAACCGAGACAGUUUUCACCAUCCGUCCAACGAAGGAGACAGGUAUACAGGUGAAGCGCCUAUAACAUAACAACAACAGAGAUGCAUCAGUUGUUAGCGUCCUGUCUGGUGUCAGUCCUGGCGGCCACCAGCCAGGCCCAGUGGGACCCACACGUCAUCAACGGCCAGGUCAUCGUCCACCUGUUUGAGUGGCGUUGGUCAGAUAUUGCCGCCGAGUGUGAGAACUUCUUGGGACCGCGAGGCUACGGCGGUGUACAGGUGUCUCCAGUCAACGAGAACGUGGUCGUGUUCCAGGAAGAGAAAAGCAGACCGUGGUGGGAGCGCUACCAGCCUGUCUCCUACAAAGUUUUCACCCGCUCAGGCGAUGAAGACGCCUUUAAGGACAUGGUGAACCGCUGUAAUAAAGUCGGUGUAAGGAUCUACGUUGAUGCCGUGAUCAACCACAUGACUGGGUGGUGGCCCGAGGGCACUGGUGCUACCGGGGGCACCUCCUUCGACGCGGGGUCAGAGUCCUACCCGGGGGUCUCUUAUUCUGGCUUUGAUUUCAACGAUGCCAACUGUCACACCGCCUCAGGCAACAUUGAAAACUACGGGGAUGCUAUUCAGGUGCGUAACUGUAAGUUGGUGGGGUUGAACGACCUCAACCAGGGCAAAGACUACGUCCGCAGCAAGAUCAGGGACUAUCUCAACAAGCUACUAAGCUGGGGCGUGGCUGGCUUUCGCAUCGACGCAAGCAAACACAUGUGGCCUGAGGACAUGAAGCUAAUCUUCAACAACCUCAGCGACCUAAAUACAGAGUACUACGGGCCUGGAGAGAGACCCUUCAUCUACCAGGAGGUCAUUGAUCAAGGUGAGUGUACAGUAAUGAUGCUCAUUGUGAUUCUAAUUUAUAUAUCAAUCAACCAAAGUACCGUCCUCGUAUCUGAGGAAACCUGCCCAAAACUACUCAACUUCCUCGUCCUUAAAGAGUUUUUUAACUCUGAAGGAAUCGAGGGAAUCAUCAAGGUGGAGCGCCUUAAGGUGAACGGUGACCUAAAAAUCACCAUCGCCAAAUAUGGCCAAUUCCUUCAACUGCCACAAUUCACCGACAUCAACGGUGGAAAGGAUUGUCCACCAGGGGGACAACUUGAAGCUGUGAAUGAACUCCCACCCUGA
Messenger RNA from Homarus americanus (American lobster), 1174 nucleotides. RefSeq names its product alpha-amylase 1-like. The transcript has 8 exons. The coding region runs from base 101 to 1174 and encodes 357 amino acids. Gene Ontology annotation, biological process: carbohydrate metabolic process. The record is from RefSeq and is a predicted model, not a curated record. Gene Ontology annotation, molecular function: cation binding; alpha-amylase activity. NCBI's taxonomy places the organism in Eukaryota, Metazoa, Arthropoda, Malacostraca, Decapoda, Nephropidae.